CGUUUUUUUGUCGCGGUUUCCUUUUCUCGCCUCCCGAACAAGCACAAGAGAAAGUCGGCCGCCAAGGUCCCCGGCUUCUGCGCAGGCCAGUCGUCCGAGAAAAAAAGUUUCAAGAGAGUCUGGCUUCUGGCUGUGUGUAUCGCAGGCAGCAAGCGCGCGCUGGUUUUCGCAACUCCUCAGAUCCACUUGUCCUUUUCGCUGGAAAAACGGAUUCUCUGCACCUUCCUCGUCUUCACCUGUGUCGACUCUCAGCAGACAAAGAACCGAAUUCGCAUGUUGGCGGUCAAACUCGCCGCCGAUUUACGCAACACUGAAACCGUCUCCUUGCACAGUCCGUCUCCUCUGCCGUCGCACCAGAGAGACAGAGAGCGAGAGAAAGACUUGGCUCUCUAUAACUGCAUGCGCAUCGCAGGAGCUGAUUCCAUCUCUGUCACUGUGUGUACGCCCUCUCACGUACAGACGUACGGGAGCGCAUGUUGUCCUAACAUGCAGCUGUUCAAGAUUUACUGUGGUCUCCUGCCUCGCUUUGCUACAUAGAUCUCGUCGUUCCGCCUGUGUACGGCUGUGUACGGUUGGCCUGCCAGCGACAAGCCGCCGGCGCGACAGCCUGCAUGCAAGGUACAGACUCCUGACGGCGGGGGGAGUCGCGGUCGGUCGGGAGCUUCUCGCGCAUCCCUGUGUUGAGUUUCUUGUUGUCUCAGGAGGUUUUUGCCUUCGCUUUGCUCGCUUCGUUGUGUCGUCGGCGGCGACGGAUGGCCAGGGAAGCAGCAGCUUUGGGUCUCUCUGAGAUUCUGCUGGGUGUUGUGCGGCUUGAGAGUCACGAGUGGAUGCUCUCUUGUUCUGAAAAACUCCGGACUGCGGCUUGACUCUCCAGGUCUGAGUGCGACGGAGGAACUGGAGAGGCGGCGCGCGUCUUCCUCCUCUUCAACAACAGACAUCGGAAGCUGAAACAGCGCAGCUGGGUGGGUGAACUACUAGUGUCCGUACACCCCAAGAACUCUCCAAUUUUUGGGAGCUGCUUGCUCCCUGCCGAGAGCGCCGCGAGAGACUCAAUUGAAAACAACUCUCCCCUGUGGAGACCGUCCCUGGCGAAUUCCUUCGCCAAGCUUCUCCGGCGGAGACGCAGACAGUGCGCUUCCUCCAGCUGUCGGCUUCUGAAACGCGCAGUCACACCACGGAGCUCGUCGAGAAGGAGAAGAGCGCGCAGAGAGAAAAUAUGGAGGAGACUUCGAGCGAAGAGCAACGAACGCGAGAGACGAUCGUGAUCGACUCCGACGACGAAGAGCCUGCAGAUCACGGCGCCCUGCUCGGGGAGGGAGAGGCGUCAGUGCCAGGCGAUCGACGCAUGCAGAGGAGAUGCAGCGGAGAAACGCAGAGGCCAGUCUGCGUCGAUCCUUCGCGGCCCGAGCGGCAGGACGACGCAGAACAUGAGAGCGCCGACGAGGUGGAAGAGGACGAGCUCCUCCUUCCACUCGACCAACAAAUCGAGUGGAUCGCAGAGGAGGAUGCAUGCACCAUGCCGCGUCUUCUCUUCGUCUGGAACGCUCGAGAACAGUCCUUCGAGCCUGUGUCUCACCCCACAGAGGAACAUCGCAAACUGGCCACCUACGAAGUCCGUCUCUCUCAACAUCCACCCUGGCUGCUCUCUCCAGCCAAAAUACCCUUAUCUUCCUCUUCUUCUCUCUCUUCUUCUGUCUCUUCUUCUCUCUCUUCUUCUCUCUCCUCUUCUGACUCUUCUUCUGUCUCUUCUUCUCUCUCUUCUUCUCUCUCCUCUUCUGACUCUUCUUCUGUCUCUUCUUCUCUCUCUUCUUCUCUCUCUUCUUCUGUCUGUUCUCGCGCUUCUUCCUUCUCUCAGUCACCGCCGGUUUGCAGUUCUUCUCUCGUUCUGGAAGUCCCCAGUUCUGGAGUUCGCAUUCGCGGGAUGCCGUCGUGGUUUUCCGUUUCUCCGGAGCGUCGCUCGCGGGAGACCGUGAACGCUCUCUGGCGACAAGUCGUGCGACAUGCGCAGGUGUACCGCUCGCUCGAGAGCGCGAACAGCAGCUUCGGCCGUCUUUCUUCUUCGUCUGCGACCGCUUUGGGAGGCGUUUCGCCAUCCGUCUCUUCAGCGCCUCCUGCCUCUCCCGUUUCGGAGGCUGUGCCCGCGUCCCCAGGUGCAUGCAGCGAUGAAAUGCGGUUUCUGUACCCUCCCUGGCUGUAUCUGUCGCCAGGAGUUCUGCCUUCGCCUGCGCAUGCGCGAAGCGUGUGGGCGCAGGUCCUUCGCGACGUUGCUGCCUUUCUGGAGAAGAAAAGAGGAGAGAAAAAAGACCAGCAUGCCCACAGUCAAGGAGAAGACGCAACGCAUGCGGAAGCGACAGGAGAGCGGCAAUCGCUGGACGCUUCUUCGCCUCUGCGCGGAGAGAGAAACUCGAAGGUCUUGGGAGGCAAAAAAGAAACGGCAAGUCGAGACACACGCACUGAAGUGAAGCCUGACUGUCCGCGAGGCGGGGAGGCGCGACUCAAGUCCGAGCAGUCUCCUUUCCCCGAAGUAUCCGUGAAAAGAGAGACAGGACGACAAGCUUCCUUUGUGACAACUCUGUUGCAGAACGCAAACAGGACAAAGGCUAUGAAAUCCAGGCCUCUCGCCUCGCUUUCUCACUCACCCUCCUCUUCCGCUGCUGCGCUGUCCUUUGCCGCAAACGCACUGGCGAAGAAGGCCAGACCACGAGACGGAGACUCGCGGGAGGAGGGUGACGGUCGACCGUUUUUCCUUCCAAAGAAGAAGAUGUUUCUCGCCAACGCAGACGGCCGGCACCGCGCGUCGACGGGUGCAGCAUCUGCAGCGCCGCGAGGGCCUGCAGCGGCGCAGCUGAUGCCCUUCGCUUCGCUGGAGUCCCAGGCGGUCGCGGCGGCGCAGAAACAGCGAGACGGCGAGCACCCGCUUCUCGCUGUUCAGAGCGACAUUCGCAGAUUCGACAAGAACGCAAGAGACAGUUCGCUUCCGGCAGACAGGCGUGGAGAUCCUGGCCGCCGAGACGCGGUGUCUGUGCCUCUGGCCGAGCGCCUACGACCUGCAUCACUGGAGGAAUAUGUUGGACAAAGGGGAUGCAUCCAGGGAGGUCGGGGAUCGAUCCGAGAGCUGCUUGAGGCUGGUCACUUGCCUUCGCUGAUUCUCUGGGGUCCGCCAGGGUGCGGCAAGACGACCAUUGCGCUUCUCGCCGGCCGGAGCGUCGGAAAAAAGAAUUCUGCUCUUUCUCUGCCUCCUCCCGUCUUCAAGAAAAUGUCUGCUGUGACUUGCGGAGUGAACGAUGUGCGGAAGGUCGUUCAAGAGGCGCUCACGCUCCGGGCGACGACUAAGCAGAAAACGGUUCUCUUUCUCGACGAGAUCCAUCGAUUCAACAAGGCGCAACAAGAUGCCCUACUGCCUCACGUCGAGACUGGCACGAUCACUUUAAUCGGAGCGACGACUGAAAAUCCGUCGUUCGAAGUCAAUAGGGCGCUUCUUUCGAGAUGUCGUGUGUGUAAACUGGAGCCUCUCACUGAAGAGGACCUCACGACUAUUCUGCAGCGCGCUGCGAAAGAAGAAAACGUGACGAUCACCGAGGCAGCCGUCCGCGUGAUAUGCAGACUCGCCGACGGCGAUGCCAGACGCGCACUCAACAUGCUGGAGAAUGCGAUUCAUCACGAACGGACAGCGAACGAAAACAAAGCUACGAACGACGCAGAGUCUUCAACAAGCCUCGCUGACCCUCUCGUCACUUCUUCUUUCUCUCCUUCCUCUUCCUCCUCUCCUUGCUCGAGUUCUCCUUCCUGCCCUUCUGCCUCCUCGACGUCCGCGUCCUCCACUUCCUCCAUGGCUUCUUCGAGUUCUUCCAUGGCUUGUUCUGGAAAGGACGGCGUCUCUGCUGGCAGCGAAGGCCUCGUCGUCGACGUUGCUUCUCUGGAGAGCACAGCAACGAAAUCGCAUCUUCUCUAUGACAAGAAUCGGGACAGCUACUACGAUUUGAUUUCCGCGCUCCAUAAGAGUGUUCGUGGAAGUGACGAGCAUGCUGCGGUGUAUUACCUGACGCGCAUGCUAGAAGCCGGCGAAGAUCCCCUCAAGAUCGCUCGCCGUAUUGUUCGCAUGGCAUCUGAGGAUAUCGGACUCGCAGACCCUGCAGCUCUGUCACUCUGUGUCGCCGCCUAUCAGGCCUCACACUUCACAGGCAUGCCUGAAUGUUCAACCGCUCUGACUAUGGCCGUCAUCUAUUUAUGCAAAUGCCCCAAGUCCAAUGCCGUGGACCUCGCUUACAGCAAGGCCAAGAGCCUCGUCCUGGAAUAUCCCGAUGCGCCUGUUCCUCUCCAUAUUCGAAAUGCUCCCACAAAGCUCAUGUCUCAGCUUGGGUACGGUCGUGGAUACGUUCACACCAACCAGCCUGAGGCAACUUUGCCGCAGUUCCAGUCUCGCGCGUUUCGCGCUCAAACGUACCUGCCUGAGGUUCUUCUCGGCACCCAAAUUGUUCCGAAUAUAAGCCGGCCCUCAGCUAGGGGUGGGUGGACUCCGUAGUAGCUAAAAAGGCGAAUGCGUUGCUGCCUGAGGUUGUCUUCGGCACCGGAAGUGUUCCGACUGUGAGCCGAGCCUCAUCUAGGGUGGUCUUUGGUCUUUAUAGGACUUUAAAAGAGAAGGCAGUUGUGUUUGCAGGUACUUCGCCAGGUGCGUGGGCGUUGAGAGUCUGUCAACAACGAGCUCAGUGCUUGUGGGGUGAUAAGUCGGUCACUGCUUUGGCGUUUGGAUCCGUUAAACAUACACGUUCAAGAUGGAAAUCGCCGGUCGAUCCCAUCCUUUCUUGGGGUUUUGACAACCUACCUUUGAGAGGCUCUCUUAACAAAAACAGGAGAAAAAUUGAAAAAGUAACCUCUGCGGUAUAGAUCGACGGAUUCGGCACAGACACAAGUUACACCAAACAUGUACAGGAGUGCGUUGGUAUGUCUGACGCGGCGACUGCAUGCAGGUGGCCAUCAAAUUCCAGGAAGUUUCUGACUAACACAGUAGAUUCGAGAAACCGGUAUUUUGUGUCUGCGUUCUGGACAGAGUGUGUGCGACACACACGGUGUGCAUGUGAGUGACGUUGCAUGGUGUGUUUUAAAGUGCUUUAAAUGUGACGAAUACGCACGCAUGGAAAAUUUAAGACGCAGGCUGUGCAGGUAUGUUGACC
This is a messenger RNA of Toxoplasma gondii ME49, 5171 nucleotides long. RefSeq names its product werner helicase interacting protein 1, putative. The record is from RefSeq and is a predicted model, not a curated record. Gene Ontology annotation, molecular function: single-stranded DNA helicase activity; ATP hydrolysis activity; DNA binding. Gene Ontology annotation, cellular component: nucleus. The transcript has 13 exons. The coding region runs from base 1217 to 4522 and encodes 1101 amino acids. Gene Ontology annotation, biological process: regulation of DNA repair; DNA-templated DNA replication. NCBI's taxonomy places the organism in Eukaryota, Apicomplexa, Conoidasida, Eucoccidiorida, Sarcocystidae.